UGCGUUCAUUAUGUUCCCGACUGCACUUGCUCACUCAGCCUGCACGAGGCGCUGUGACGUCAACUCAAACGUCAGCUGAUUUUAGUGAAGACACACUGAAGAGCUUUAUGGUGUAGACAGACCGAGGAGGGGCUGCACAUCCGGGCACGUAGUGCCCCCCGUCGCAUCCUCUCAUCCUGCAGACGAGCAGACAGACAGGCGGAGGAGCAGACGGACGGACGGACACCCUCGGGCUGCAGUCAUGGCAGUGUCUCCUGGCCUCGCCGACCUCUCUCGACUCUAUCAGACGGAGUUCGUCCGGAGCGCCCGAGCAGUUGGUGUCCUCUGGGCUGUCUGUACGCUCUGUUUUGCCAUCAUCCAGGUGGUCGUCCUCGUGCAGCCAUCCUGGAUCGGCACUGCGGACACUCGCCACCAGGGGGCGGGCCCAGUCCCGCCCAGCGGCACACUGGGGCUGUUUGAGGUGUGUGUGGAAUCAGACUGGCCAGUCCCGGACUGUCGUGGUGGUCUGUCCAGUCUGUCUCCUCUGCCAUCCUUCCAGUCGGUGGCAGUGUUGGUGGGAGUGUCUCUGUGGGCAGUGUGGACCAGUGUCCUCUGUCUCUGUCUCUUCAGGUUCUGCAGUGCUGCGACCGUCUACAAGAUCUGCGCAUGGCUGCAGCUCACUGCAGGUUUCUGCCUGGCAUUGGCUUGUCUUCUGUUUCCAGACUCUUGGGAGAGUCCAGAGAUGAGAGCUCUAUGUGGAGACUCUGUGGGAAGCUUCUCUCCAGGUAACUGUUCAGUCCACUGGGCCUACAUCCUGGCCAUGCUGGGAGUUCUGGAUGCCGCCAUCUUGGCCACUUUGGCAUUUGUCCUAGCCAACAGACAGGACGCCCUGCUGCCACCAGACACCAAGGAGGGUGAGGGAGGGGUUGGGUGUGCUUCAGUAACAGCAGGUCUGCUGAUGUCAGCGUAGAGUCAGCCGAGGAUGUGCCAGAAGAAGAACAUUCCUCCUUCUCCUCCUCUUCUUCCAUCAUCACCCGGUUUACUGUAUGCACCUUCAAGUUGUCACAACGAGGAACAAAAGGAUGAAGAGGACUAGGACUGGGUAUCGAUUCAAAUUUCAAGAUUGGAUUCGAUUCCGAUUCUCAAGAUUCAGAAUCGAUUAUCGCGAUCCGAUCUGAGUCGCAACAUGUGGUUCCUGAGGUUGGUUGUAUUUCCACAAUACUUCACUUCCAUUUGGCAUUCCUUGCAAAUCGCUUUGCUUUUGUCAAGCUUAUUUCGUUUCGGGCGUUCAAAGCCAGGGCUUGGCUAACGUUAUCGCUAGUGUCCGACGCCAUGUUCACUGUUUUGAUAUGUUCACACUACGCGCGCAUGCGUGAAUUCAAUGACGCGACUAGUGGGGUUAAAGUCCACGGGGGGGAAACCGUAUUAAAAAAAAUCGAUCUUUGGACGUAAGAAUUGAUCUUUAGAAAAUAACAUGAGAAUCGAAUCACAUUGGAAUCGGAGAAUCAGUUUUUUCAACACAGGUCUAAAGAGGACUGCGAAAAACUAAGAAAGAAAAGCAGAUGAGAAAAAGGAAAGAAAAGACAGUAAAGGUACAGAGCACAGGAUGUUUUGUGGACGGUUUGACGUCACACAGAACGUCUACAGUCCGCAGUAUUCCUCUGUGUUUAUAGCUGAACACAGAUGGUGAUCUGAUGGUGUCAAGUCAGGAAGUCUGGACAGGACUUAAAGCCUCUGCGUCUCCAGCAUGAAUAUCAGAAAACUAAAAGACAGUUUUGAACUAACAGCAGC
Messenger RNA from Scatophagus argus, 1770 nucleotides. It is a transcript of the gene lhfpl4b, whose product is annotated as LHFPL tetraspan subfamily member 4b. Gene Ontology annotation, cellular component: plasma membrane. The record is from RefSeq and is a predicted model, not a curated record. The transcript is spliced from 7 exons. Lineage: Eukaryota; Metazoa; Chordata; Actinopteri; Scatophagidae. The coding region runs from base 242 to 949 and encodes 235 amino acids. Gene Ontology annotation, biological process: sensory perception of sound.